AUGAUGAAGGCUGCUGCUAUUAUAACUGUGAGUGAUAGUUGUUUUAAAGACAACUUAAAAGACAAGUCAGGACCAGCACUAUUAGAGUUUGUAAGGCAGAACUUUCCAGACGCUAAUAUAUAUAAAAUAAUCAUACCCGAUGAAAAGGAAAUAAUUGAACAAGAACUAAAAUAUUUUUGUAGUUCAAAUAUCAACCUCAUUCUUACAACUGGAGGUACGGGUUUAGGUCCAAGAGAUGUUACACCAGAAGCAACAAAAGCUGUUAUUUACAAAGAAAUUCCAGCAAUAACAACAGCAAUGACAAUCGAAAGUUUGAAAAAGACUCCAAUGGCCAUGCUGUCACGAGCAGUAGCUGGUGUGAGAGAUAGAACUCUUAUCAUUAAUUUUCCAGGUAGUAAAAAAGCAGUAACUGAAUGCCUCGAGGUUGUUAAAGAUGUUUUGCCACAUGCUAUUUCAUUAAUAAAUAAUGAAUUGUCUGAAGUUAGAACAAUGCAUGAUAGAAUGCAAGUUCAACAUAUUUGUGGCCGUAAUAUUAGUAGCAGCGUUGAUAUAUCUAAAGUGGCUUUACGGCCAAGAGAAUCACCAUAUCAAAUGUUGGAAAUGACUGAAGCAUUUAAUUUAAUUGAUGCUGUGAUGAUGCAAUGGGAGGAACAAGUAGAAGUAGUUCCUGUAGAAAAUUCUGUAGGUCGGGUUGUAGCCCAAGAUAUUAUUGCGAAGGAACCCAUGCCUCCAUUUCCUGCAUCUGUUAAAGAUGGUUAUGCUUGCCUCAGUUUGGACGGUGCAGGUGUACGUAAAGUUCGAGCAGCCGUCACAGCAGGAGAGACACCUUUGACUCCUUUACUGCCAGGUGAAUGUGCUAGAGUCAACACUGGAGCUCCACUACCACUUGGAACAGAUUGUGUUGUUCAAGUAGAAGAUACAAAGCUUAUUAAAGCAUCUGCCGAUCAUAAGACGGAGUUAGAGAUAGAAGUUUUAGUGGCUCCACAGCCUCAUCAGGACGUGCGUGCUAUUGGCUCUGAUAUUUCUGUCGGUUCUUUGCUUGUUGAGAAAGGUAAUGUUAUUGACGCUGCACAAAUUGGUGUUUUGGCUGGUGCCGGUUACCUGAAUGUUCCAGUUAUGGUGUACCCAAAGGUAGCAAUAUUAUCCACUGGUAACGAGUUGCAAGAACCUACAGAUGAAGUACUUAAACCUUCGCAUAUAAGAGACUCCAAUAGAAUGAUGUUAAAAGCAUUGUUUAAGGAGCACGGCUACGACAGCGUGGACUGCGGCAUCGCGCGCGACGACCCCACCGAGCUGGCGCGGGCGCUGGCCGGAGCCCUGGCGCGCUGCGACGUGCUCGUGUGCACGGGCGGCGUGUCCAUGGGCGACCGAGACCUGCUCAAGCCGGUGCUCGCUAAGGAUUUCGGAGCGGAAAUACAUUUCGGCCGCGUGCGCAUGAAGCCUGGAAAACCAAGCACCUUUGCCACUUGCAGAUUUCAAGAUAAGAUGAAAUUUAUAUUUGCUUUACCCGGCAACCCCGUGUCGGCGUACGUGUGCUGCCUGCUGUUCCCGGUGCGCGCGCUGCGGCAGUGCACGCGGCGCCGCGGAGCCUUCGCGCGCUGCGGCGUGCGGCUCGCGCACGACGUGGCGCUGGACGCGCGCCCCGAGUACGCGCGCGCCGUGCUGCGCUGGCCGCGCCCCGACGACCUGCCGCACGCCACGCUGCUGGGCAACCAGUGCAGCAGCCGGCUGCUGAGCGCGUGCGGCGCCGGCGCGCUGCUGGAGCUGCCGCCCGCCGCGCCCGGCGCCGCGCAGCUCGCCGCCGGCUCCGUCGUCACCGCCCUCAUCACCGGCCGCUUCGAUCUCACCACACUUUGACCAUGAACUUCGUAAGACCGCUAGAACCAGUCGUCUUAUCUAAUAUAUAAAAUUAUCGUG
This is a messenger RNA of Melitaea cinxia (Glanville fritillary), 1917 nucleotides long. RefSeq names its product gephyrin (gene cin). Gene Ontology annotation, biological process: postsynaptic neurotransmitter receptor diffusion trapping; Mo-molybdopterin cofactor biosynthetic process; gamma-aminobutyric acid receptor clustering. Gene Ontology annotation, cellular component: postsynaptic specialization; cytosol; cytoplasm. Gene Ontology annotation, molecular function: molybdopterin molybdotransferase activity. The transcript is spliced from 9 exons. NCBI's taxonomy places the organism in Eukaryota, Metazoa, Arthropoda, Insecta, Lepidoptera, Nymphalidae. The record is from RefSeq and is a predicted model, not a curated record. Bases 1 to 1857 code for a protein of 618 amino acids.